Molecule: messenger RNA, 4091 nt
Organism: Halichondria panicea
Lineage: Eukaryota; Metazoa; Porifera; Demospongiae; Suberitida; Halichondriidae
Product: scavenger receptor cysteine-rich type 1 protein M130-like
Exons: 13
Coding region: 2934-4022 (362 amino acids)
Cellular component (GO): membrane
Source: RefSeq, a predicted model, not a curated record
CAGAUGCCUACAAAGAUCACUCUAGCUCUUAUAGUCAACAUGAAAGUGUUUAGCGUACUGAUAUCUAUCUUUACUACUAUUUCAACUCAACAACAAGAAUAUUUGAAUGGAAAACUUCAACAUACUAUUUCUGAUAUCCCUGUGUACUGUUACAAUGGAGAAUGGAGAUGGAUCUGUUACCAAGAUAGUCAGUGGAACCAAGAGAGGACAAUAUCUGUAUGCACACAACUGGGUUACAGUGCACUUGGAGUAGCAGACGAGAUAUGUGGGACUAUUCAAAGAAAAGUUGUCACACUGACUAACUGCAAUGAACAGCAUCUCACAGAAUGCAUGGUCACGGCCAGUGACAGCUGCACUACCUGUUCUUACUUGUUUUUAAGAUGUUCUGCAGCCAUCUGCACUGAUGGAGAGAUAAGAUUGGUGGGUGGAUCCACUGACAGAGAGGGACGAGUGGAGGUGUGUGUGGGUGGCAGGCGAUGGAGGACAGUUUGCAAUGGCAGUCAAGAACUGGCAGGAGCCAUUUGUUCACAAAUGGGAUACAUCUUUGAAGCAAGUGCUAUUGCACUACCAAACUCAUUUCCUCCCGGAGCAUUCCCAGAGUACAGACUAGACUGUACACAACUAAGCAAUGCAACAUGGCACUGUAGUCCAGUUGAACAACAAUGUGUCAGCUUUGUGGAGCUUGGUGUUGUUUGUAGAACUAUGAAGAUCUAUACAGUGAAUGUUCUAGGACUAGUACACUGUCUACAUUGUCAACCAGCAUACAAGUUAGAUAAAUGUGCAUCAUUAUACAUAUUCGGUAGUGUACAAAAUAAUAUUCCCCCACCCAUGACUGUGCACAAACCCAGUGGCAGAUCUAGAAAAAGUGGUAGGUAGGUGCUGAGUAAGAGAGGCAAGGAGUAUUCCGCAUAGUAGCGCGCGAAAAUAGAGAGUUACACCCCCUUUGAUAUCAUUUCCGGUGGGUGCGGGUAUCAGUGUGACAUUAAUAAUUUUGUGUGGUUUGCAUUGCCGCUGGUGCUUGUUGAAACACUCUUACCAACAAGAUAAUGGUGCUGUUUGCUGUCUUUAACAUGAGGUAGUAAUAAUUUAUGUACAGGCUUAAUCAGACCUAAGUAUCUCACGUGCUGGCAAUUCCAUGCACCACCUUCAUUGCUGUCAUUGGUGUACUGGUGGCUCUGUUACUAGCUGUAUCAGUUGGUUGGAUAGUGUCCUGUGUUAUUCUACUCAUGCAGGAGAGGACAGACUGUGCACAAACAACAUGUUGAUGGUACUAUCUCAACAAGGAGCAAUCAGAGCUACACACAACAGGACAUCAACACACAGCUCUAGUAGAGUGAACAGAGAUGAUAAACAGAUGGAGGAAAAUAUGCUACCCUUUUGUCGUUUAUUAGUAUUAGUGAAUCACUGAGUGCAUUAACAUUUUAACUAGAGCACUAAAGUGCAAACCCUCGGCUGAUGACAUAUGUAUUAGUUAAUGUACAGUGUAGAGGGGUCCGACUACGAGGGCGUAAGCCCGAGGGGGAGGUGUGGUUUACUGUCAUAAACCCCGAGGCACUGUGUAUUAACUGAUAUAUAUCCCAUCUGAUUGGUUGCUGCAUGACCACCAUAACUACCGGGUAUAUAACAGCAACAUACUACUUGACAACCACAUUCAAAACGAGAAACGGCAAAAAACAAUGGCUUGUCAAUACUCCGAGUCUUGCAUUGGUAUGUGCGAAUGGACAGGCUGCCCAGGAAUUGCGGGAAGUCAGCCACUCCCUCUCCAAGGAAGCCAAGUGAAUGCUCCCCCUCUCUCUUACAAGCAUUGAGCCCGCCCUUCCUUGCUCUCCUUCUAAUUCUAUGGCUGACCAGGCAAGCGAAGGACAUGGAGACCUUCAGCCCCUCCCCCAGUCUCGUUUUGAGUUUUCAUCUGCCAGCACACUGGCAGAAUUUUCGAAAGGGCUGAUUCCACAGAACACCUCCAAGAACACCAAGUGGGCAAUGACCAGUUUUGAGGCCUGGAAAUCUACCAGGAAUGCCAUUCACCCUGAAGACCAAGUUCCUGAAGACUUCCUGCAGUGCACUGAUCCAGACACCAUCAACAACCAACUUUCUAAAUUCAUUGUCGAAACAAGGAAGACAAACGGAGCUCAAUAUCCACUGGCAACUCUUCACUCCCUCCUUUGUGGCGUCUUGAGGUGUAUGCGUGAAUCAAACCCUGUCGGAUGCCCAAAUUUCCUCGACAAAAAAUACACCCGGUUCAGACCACUUCAACGUACACUUGACAACUACUUCAACAAGUUGCAUUCUGAUGGUGUUGGAAGAAAGGUGAAGCAAGCUGAGACCAUCUCAUUGGAGGAAGAAGACAAAAUCUGGGGUAGUGGUUUCAUGGACUUGAAUACACCAAAAGGUCUCCAAAAUGCUGCUUUCUAUAGUGUUGGAAAAUUUGUCUGUUUGCACGGAGGUCAAGAACACAGGCGUCUUAAACUCAGCCAAAUACAACGUGGCGACGGCAAGUACAUAUACCACGAAAACGUGUCGAAGAAUCAAAAUGGAAGCUUUAUAUAUUUUUUAGCUAUUUAUAUUGUUCGUCCACCCAAUUGGGCUACUCUCCUAACAAUGAGGCUACAAAGAAGAAGAAAAAGUAGCUAGUUAGCUAGCUGCCAACGUGCAAGUUCAAGUUUCUUAGCUUUUGCUCGACAAAGAAGCUUUAACGUCAAAUUCUGCCACUAUUUAAACCAAGAUAAUAAGCCUAAACUUCUUGCAGAAAUGGGUGGGCAUAUUUUUGCGAGGGUACGGUAAUUACGAGAGUAAACGUUCUAAGUCGCAGUUUUCAGAAGGAACUAUUAAAUUACUAUAGAUUGUCAUUUCCUGUAUAAAAAUUAACAGAUGCCUAUAUAUAUAUAUAUGCAUAAUUAUAGUAAAGAUCAUGCACUCUAGCUCUUAUAGUCACCAUGAGAGUUUUGAGCACACUACUGCUAUCUAUCGUCACUAUUGUUUCAACUCAACAACAACAAGAAUGUUUGAAUGGACAACUUCAACAGACUAUUUCUAAUAUCCUGGAGUACUGUUACCAUGGAGAAUGGAGAUGGAUCUGUCUCCAAGACAGUCAAUGGAACCACGAGAGGACAAUAUUUGUAUGCACACAACUGGGUUACAGUGGAUCUGUAAGAGCAAAUGGACCGUGUGGGACUACUCAAAGAAAAGUUGUCACACUGACUAACUGCAGUGAACCAGGACAGCAUCUCACAGAAUGCAUGGUCACGGCCAGUGACAACUGCAUUACCUGUUUUUAUUUGUCUUCAACAUGUUUCCCAGCUGUCUGCACUGAUGGAGAGAUAAGACUGGUGGAUGGAUCCACUGACAGAGAGGGACGAGUGGAGGUGUGUGCAAACAGGCGAUGGAGGACAGUUUGCACUGGCAGUCAAGAACUGGCAGGAGCUGUUUGUUCACAAAUGGGAUACAUUUAUUUUGAAGGAGGCACGGUGGCAGUAACUAACUCAUUUCCUCCUGGAGCAUUUCCGGAGUACAGACUAGACUGUACACAACUAAGCAAUGGAACAUGGCACUGUAGUCCAGUUGAAGAACAAUGUGACAGCUUUGUGGAGCUUGGAGUUGUUUGUAAGAACUAUGAAGAUCGGUGCAGUGAAUGUUCUAGGACUAGUACACUGUCCACCAACAUGCAAAUUACUACACAGUUGCCUACUAGUUUACAAGAAAUGUAUUCUACAACUAAUAACAAUGGCAGCUCAACUUCACUGCUAGCUGUAAUUGCUGUUCUUGUUGUCCUACAAGUGGCUACAAUGAUUGGACUAAUCAGCACGUGUGUUGUCUUUAAGAGGAAACACAAACAAAAGGUGACCAUGGCUACACAACAAGCUGACCUAACCUAUUCAGUGGUUGGAGGUACACAAACUGAAAUAAAGAUCGACCCCAACAUAGCUGCUAACCCAGCGUACCAGGCAGUCAAGUGUGACCAGGAGGACCACACCUACGAUGUCAUCAGUGAGGGGGUGGCUUCAAGACAGAGGAGAGGCAAUUGACAUACAAAACUUUGAACUUUUAUUUUAGCAUUAGCAUCAACUUAUUAAACGAGUAUGUUGGCUUUAAUU